CAGACCACCAAGGGGAGCGAGCCAGCCAAGGGAGCAAGCCGCCCUGGUCUGGCCGCUACUCUGCUCGUCUACCAAGUCACCUCGUAUUCACCUCCUUGGUCACAGGCUGAUCAGCACAGCAUGACGCACUUUGCUACCACGCCAGCAGGCAUAUAGCUACCACCGAGUAGCACACCACCAGAGCAGCGCCCUUGAGUGCAAAGGUCGGGCAGUGAUCGCCAGGGCCGAAAUUGACCUGGCCCGGUGCCUGGCAUUCGUCGGCCCGAACGCGCCAUGCCGCCGAGGCAGACGCUCAAGGUGACCAUUUACGCUGGCGCCGGUGAUGCUACAAGAGACUUCUCGCACGCUUCGAUACAGCGUUCAUCCUUGUGUGGCCUGCUCGCCGCAAGUGCCCUUUCACAGAACGGCUUCAGCGUCACGCUCGUUGGGCCGCAGGACAUCCAGAAAGGCGAAGGUAUCACGAUCUCUCUGACGAGUUCGCUCAGGAGGUUGCUCACUCGUCUGCACCUCCUCGCGGAUCAUGACGGUGAUGCGACGACGUUGGACCUGCAUGAUCUUCGUGCAAGGGUCCUGACGAAAGUGAAUGAAGAGGCCCAGCUCUUCAGGUACAUUGCAACCGACUCGCCCGCCUCCUUCGAGACGUCAUCUUCCGCUUCUUCCCCCACGCUCCUGCUGACGGACGGGACGAGUGUCAAGAACGAUGUUCUGCUGUGCUGCGAUCCAUCUCCCUCGCUACUCUCUUGCUGCGUUUCUCUGCCCUCUUCGCCCUCGCAGGUCGACGCACGCAGUCCUGUUCUCCUGUUUUACGAUGUGCCCUGGUCGGUCACUCAUCGAGCAAUCUUCGGUCCAGCAGCGUACAGCGUGGGAAACGAAGAACGCCAAAGUCCUUCCAGCUUCAGCGCUCUAGAUCUCUCGCAAUGGUUGCUGGAUGCUCUGAGCCUCUCCUUCGUCCUCACUCAAGCCGCCAUUCCUCACGCUGUAGGUGUGGCCCUGCAAGUCUAUUCCGAUGUCAGAAGGGAGCAUCUCAGGUCUCUAGCAGAGCUGACUGAGACGGGAGAGCGUCUGGACGAAGAGACGCUGGAGGGCUUCUUGGACAAGGACUGGCUCGCUGAGCUGGAGGAUUCCUGGAGCAGGAGGUAUUUGAGCAACAUCUGACACCCAGGGUCACGAUUGUAGCUGACAUUGCAAUGUAUAACAUUCCCUUUCAACUCUAUCCACCAAAAGCAUGUUCUUCCUAUUUCUCAGUAUUUCCCUACUUCAUCUUUACCUG
Microstroma glucosiphilum is the source of this 1270-nucleotide messenger RNA. RefSeq lists its product as hypothetical. The transcript has a single exon. Bases 274 to 1155 code for a protein of 293 amino acids. Lineage: Eukaryota; Fungi; Basidiomycota; Exobasidiomycetes; Microstromatales; Microstromataceae. The record is from RefSeq and is a predicted model, not a curated record.